AUGAAGAGGUUCUUCUUCUAUAAGAGGUUCAGCAGUUUUGCGAAGAGAGAAAGAGAAGGAGGAAUUGAGGGUUCUUCUUCUGAAAGGAAAAUAGAGAAUCGGAAGGAUUUAUAUAGAAAAAGGAGGAAGAAAGAGAGAGAGUGCGCAUUUCGCAGACAUGGAAUCGUCAUUCGUCACGAACGCAUUCCUUUUGGCGGGGCAGAGAGGUGUGGGGGGCGGAGUAGAGUAGAGUAUUUGGCUUACUCAGUUAAGAGGGCAUAUUAUAGUGGAGAACUACAAAUUGAGGGAAGUUGGGACUCUGAAACAUAG
This is a messenger RNA of Sphenostylis stenocarpa, 309 nucleotides long. The record is from the annotation of a GenBank genome assembly. Lineage: Eukaryota; Viridiplantae; Streptophyta; Magnoliopsida; Fabales; Fabaceae.